AUGGGCGAGGACUUGAGGUCGCCCGAGGCCCGCAACUACUUCAUGUCGACGCACUUCUGGGGACCGCUCGCCAACUGGGGACUGCCUCUCGCCGCCAUUGCCGACCUCUCCUCGAAGGACCCGAAGUUUAUUUCGGGACCUAUGACCCUCGCUCUCGCUUCUUACUCUCUUGUCUUCAUGCGCUUCGCCUGGCGCGUUCAACCACGGAAUUACCUUCUCUUCGCAUGCCACGCCACGAACGCAACAGCACAAAGUCUGCAAGGGUUCCGCUUCAUCAAGUACAAUUACAUGGACACGGACAAGGGUGCAGAGGCGGUCAAGGAGGCAGCGACCGCUCUCAAGUAG
Rhodotorula toruloides NP11 is the source of this 345-nucleotide messenger RNA. RefSeq lists its product as uncharacterized. The transcript is spliced from 10 exons. Gene Ontology annotation, biological process: pyruvate import into mitochondria. Gene Ontology annotation, cellular component: mitochondrial inner membrane. The record is from RefSeq and is a predicted model, not a curated record. NCBI's taxonomy places the organism in Eukaryota, Fungi, Basidiomycota, Microbotryomycetes, Sporidiobolales, Sporidiobolaceae. Bases 1 to 345 code for a protein of 114 amino acids.